CGCUUGGUGAGUGUUUUUCCGUGUUCUUGUGACAAGUUUCACCUGAAUAACCAACAAAAAAGUCGAAAAUUAGAGCUAUGAAUAGGUAUCAGAAAAAAAUUGGAACUUAUGAUAAGCAGCAAUGGGAGAAGACAGUGGAACAGAGAAUUCUCAAUGGAUUCAUUCAGGUACCACUAAAGAAUACCAAAGUCAAGACAGAGCUUAUAGAUGUGGAUUUAGUGAGGGGCUCGUCAUUUCCCAAAGCAAAGCCCAAGCAGAGUCUACUUACUGUGCUUCGGUUGGCAAUUCUCAGACUCAUCUUUUUGCCACUCUAUGCCAAAUGGUGGGUGGAACAGACGUCACCCAGGGUAUUUGCUUCCCUGCUGGGACUCUAUCUUCUGCAGAUGUUCAAUUGGGCAGUUUUCAGUUUUCAUGUAAAUCACAAAGACAGUUCUGGUACUGAACACAUUGUCCAUACAUCUGAAUUGUUUAUUACAAUGGCCCUCAGUCUUAUGCUGAGUGUCAUCCAUUCCCAAAUUGUGGCGACAGCUGCAAGUAGUGGAUCUGGUGAUAAACGAAAACGACUGCUACAUCCUAAGCGGAAAGUUCGUGAUAGAAUUCGCCGGAAGAAAAAGAUUGUGAGGGUACGUACUUCGACAGAAAAUCAGGAAGUUCACACAAAAACGUGUUUGAACAGUGUGCCAUCAAUGGAGGCUCCUGUAAAUGUUCUCCGGAAGAGAAAUGUAAACUGGGAUUCUCCAAUUAAGAGCCAAGUUUUGCUGCCAGUUGAAGUGUCUGAAGACAAUGAUGAAACUCCUCGAGCUUCGGGAGAUUGUGAAGUAUUCGCGGAUGCGGAUGAAAAUGUGGGUGAUGUCCAGAUGAGACGUCCAGAAGAAAAUGUUGAAGCCAAUCGCGAAGAAGGUAAUCCUCAGAGGGUGAGAAAUGAGCAAACAGGAGAAGAUGAUGGAUUUGAGAGUUUCAAUGGAAAGAGUUCAAGUGGUGAAGAUAAUUCACCAACUUCCUCACCAGUAGUUCCAUCUACUCUUAAAGCACCAACUUUUCGCAAUUCCUGGGUUAAGGAUGUACUCGAGAGAGUUGGUAAGAAUUCAGAUAGUGAUACUGAUACAGUUAAGGGUAUUUCUCAGCGGAGGAAUUCAGUGAAUCUCCGCUUGAAUCUCAAGAAACCACCACCAUCACCGGAGUCUGAAUUUGAUUUUUGGGGCAAGGGUGGCAAAAAACUACCCUUGCAGACCAAAGCCGGAUCAUCUGGAAAGAUUAAGCAAGACAGUAGUGAUACAGAUGAGGACGGGGAGGAUGAUGGAGAGACUGCUUCAACUCCAGGCACUUGCUCUAAUCUUACCUUCAAUGAACUUACAACGUCAGCUACUGAAUGGAUUGGAGUGACGACUAACAGCGAAGAAUGCAGCUAUAGUUCAGAAAUUGAUCAGUCAGACUCACAGAAUGAAUAUUCAGAGACGCUGGAGUGCGAUUUCACGCCCACAGUUAUCCUUAAUCCCACCUGUGGAGCUAAUGACAGAAUUAGCUGUACAAUCUGGGAUCGUCGUGAUGCCAAAAAAGCCGAAAUGUCCGUUCUCGACAUCUCAUCGGCGAUUAUUGAGCGUGUGGAAGCAAUGCCUGAGACAUGCGAUUACGUCUACAUAGGUGUGGUGUUCAGCAUUGCUUUAUCGCUCAUACCGGCUGUCUAUCGAAUCUGCGAGGCAACAAUUGAUUCCAAUAAUUCCACCGAACUGAACUUUUUGGACGUUCCAGUACUUCUGAUGGAGACUAGCUCGGAUUUUUUCUCCCUGACACUCUUUAAACUGGCUUUUGGAGAGACACAGUGGGAGAAGACGGUUCUGAUAGUGAAUCUUAUUCAACGCAUCUGUCUGACUUAUCUAUUUUUCUUUCUUUUGGCUGUUGCCGAGAGGACAUUUAAGCAGAGAUUUCUGUAUGCUAAACUCUUCUCGCAUUUGACAAGCUCAAGAAGAGCCAGGAAAUCUGAGUUGCCACACUUUCGACUCAAUAAAGUGAGAAACAUUAAAACAUGGCUGAGUGUGAGAUCAUACUUGAAGCGUCGUGGACCACAGAGAUCUGUUGAUGUGAUCGUGUCUGCUGCAUUUAUACUAACAUUGCUGUUGCUGGCGUUCCUGAGCGUUGAGUGGCUCAAGGAUUCACCUCAUUUGCACACUCACUAUAACAUUGAGGCGCUGAUUUGGUCUAGUGCUUUAGGUACCUAUCUUCUACGAUUCAUGACACUAGGGACGAAGAUCAACAGGAAAUACAGGAGUAUUUCAGUGUUGAUAACUGAACAGAUUAAUUUAUACCUUCAGAUUGAGCAGAAACCUAACAAGAAGGAAGAACUGAUGGUAGCCAAUAGUGUUUUGAAAUUAGCUGCUGAUCUGCUAAAGGAACUCGAAUCGCCUUUCAAGAUAUCUGGGCUAAGUGCUAAUCCACUCCUUUAUACCACAGUUAAGGUGGUAAUUUUGUCGGCGCUCUCAGGCGUUCUCAGUGAGAUUCUGGGCUUCAAGCUCAAACUCCACAAAAUCAAGAUUAAGUAGAAAACCUGCCCGUGGCUUUGUGAAUCUCCCCAUAUCAGUCUGUGAAAAGUUUCUAUGAAAUUUUCAUGUUAAUAUAUUUUUUUUAAAUAUGUAUUUCCUUAGGAAAAUAUAAAUAUUUAUUUUCAACCAAA
Phlebotomus papatasi is the source of this 2668-nucleotide messenger RNA. RefSeq names its product protein phtf (gene phtf). Gene Ontology annotation, cellular component: endoplasmic reticulum. The record is from RefSeq and is a predicted model, not a curated record. The transcript is spliced from 5 exons. NCBI's taxonomy places the organism in Eukaryota, Metazoa, Arthropoda, Insecta, Diptera, Psychodidae. Bases 78 to 2537 code for a protein of 819 amino acids.